Molecule: messenger RNA, 636 nt
Organism: Colletotrichum spaethianum
Lineage: Eukaryota; Fungi; Ascomycota; Sordariomycetes; Glomerellales; Glomerellaceae
Exons: 3
Coding region: 1-636 (211 amino acids)
Source: RefSeq, a predicted model, not a curated record
AUGAAGAGUUUCACCUCCGUCCUCGUCGCCGGCUUUGCCGCCCUUGCCCAGGCUGUUCAGCUUACCAACAGCGACUUCGAUGUCAAGGCCGGUGAGGCUUUCACCAUCACCUGGUCUGAUGCCCAGGGACCCGUCACUCUCACCCUGAAGAACGGCCCCAGCACCAACCUGGUCACCGUCUCGACCAUUGCGUCUGGCCAGACUGGUACUUCCUACAGCUGGACUCCUUCUUCCACUCUCCCCACCGACCAGUACGCCAUUGAGAUCUCCGACAGCUCUAGCACCCCCAACUACUCCACGCAGUUCACCAUCACCACCGACGUUACCGCCUCGGCCUCGGUCUCCUCUGCCGCCUCCACUGCCUCGGGCACUAUCACCACCACCGUUGCUGCUUCCACCAUCACCACCUCCGCCUCCCUCACUUCCACCUCCGCUGAGAGCAGCUCUGCUUCCUCGACCGCUAACUCCACCGCGGCUUCUACUGUUUCUACCAGCACCCGUUCUAGCACCCGCACCAGCGCCACUGGCGAGUCCACUACUUCUCCCACCACUGUCCCCGGCAGCGACUCUGUCCGUCUUGGCUCCCCCAUUGCCCUCAUCGGCCUCACCAUCGCGGCCAUGCUUUACUUCCAGUAA